Sphaeroforma arctica JP610 is the source of this 1638-nucleotide messenger RNA. RefSeq lists its product as hypothetical. The coding region runs from base 400 to 894 and encodes 164 amino acids. The record is from RefSeq and is a predicted model, not a curated record. NCBI's taxonomy places the organism in Eukaryota, Ichthyosporea, Ichthyophonida. Gene Ontology annotation, molecular function: ATP hydrolysis activity; ATP binding. The transcript has a single exon.
GAAUUUGGGUACUUGUUAUAUUACUUCGGAUGAUAUGAAAUGUUGACACGCACGCUUUGGUUCUAUUUUAAUGCUUGCGUAUAGCCUAGCAACGAGAUAACCCCCCAAUCUGAACUUAUCUAUCUUCAUUGAGAUAAGAUAACGUUUUUUAUUUUGAGAUCUGGACCUUAGAUUCGCGCUCUUCUUUUUCAGACUUAAUUCUCGCAAGAAAAUAGUGAUUCAGCUAUGGUCGCUAGCAGUUUGUUGCACAUCCAAUCUUCGUUACCGUUACGGGGCUGCGCCAUCAGCUCAGAGAAGGGUAAAAUGUUCGAAUGAGGGGACGGAAAAUGUUGGAAAUUGAGGAAAUUAAUGUAGAUCCGUGUGCUUUGUACUGAAGAAGAUUUAUUCUCGUUUUUCUUGAUGAAAGACAAGUUGGAGCGUGAUUUUAAGCGGGACAGAUCAGGGAAACAUGCCAAGACACUGGACAAACGGAUGGACAUGAUGGAAAAGGUGGACCGACCACCGGAGAUUCGGACAUUCACUAUUCCGCUGGACGCUAAAAUCGGCAGCGGAAAUUUCAAAGACCACGACAUAGUUCUGGAGCACGGUGUGUGUGGCUACAUGCAGCCUGUAGGCACAGACUCACCCGCCGAUGCGAAUUCGGGAGGGAAUGUACUGGUCCGUGAACUGGACCUGGGGAUAUCAUUUGGGGAGCGUAUUGUCCUUUUAGGCGGGAAUGGAAUGGGAAAAAGUACUUCAUUUAAAACCAUUACAGGUACCAUUCCGCCGCUGGAAGGACGUGUGAAGAUCGGAGAAGGUGUCGUUUCUUGUGGGGAUUACUCACUGAGGGAAACGCUCAGACUUUUCAUUUCUAUAAUUUUGAAGUGUUCAUUGUGCACUGUGAUAUCUUACUGAUUUCCUUUCGUCUCUAUCGCUGGUCAUUUCCGUAUCCCAAUUCCCGAAAUCAUUCUUUACAGCGUAACUUAUAGUUUCCGCGCCAGAUGAAUGGAAGUGCGUCCCGGCUCGAUUCUCGUGAAUAGUGGUAGAAAUGAAAUUUAAACUUUGUAUACGCUCUUGAUUCCAAUUUCUAUUUAUGUCGUCCUUUUCUUACUUCUUUCAAUUCUUUUUUACCUAUUCUGGAGUGGUUGUGGGGAAUCUGAUGCAAGAGCACGAGCGAUAUGUGCGCUGCGGAUUACUUGUCUAGUCAAGUAGGGGACAUGCCACAGGUAACGGCUGUUGGUAGGCUCAUCAGCUUCGGCUUUCAUAGGGCUCAGGCGCUCAGACCUAUCCACACACUCAAUCCUGGCGCAAGAGUCCGAUGUUUACUUUUUGAUUCUUGACGAACCAGCGAAUCAUUUGGAUAUCGAGGCAAUUGAAGCGCUGGAGAUAUCGUUGGCUACAUACAAGGGAACUGUGCUCAUUAUUACACAUCACAUGAUCUACAUUUUAUCACAAACGUCCCGCCUGAUAAAAUGCUGUUGCUGGAGAAUGAUGACCUUACAUCCAUAUCGGACCUUGAAGCAUACAUAGAGGAAAGCAACGAUAGGGCGAAUCGACUUGUCGUGUUUAUUAGAUUACUGAACAACUUAAGUAUUAGUAGAUAUUUCUUUUAAAAAUAGUCUCCAUAUUUAAUAUUUCUUCAUAUUAAAGACAUGUCCU